UGGAGCUGGGGGGGAAAACUGAGGCGCGCGCUCUACCAGCCCUCUUCCGCCGCAGCCGCAGCCGUGGGAAUGGACACAUCUACCCACGUGCGGAAAGCCAGCCGGCCAUGACAAAGAACACCACCACUUUAACCGCAACUGUAGCACGCUCAGUCUCCUCCCUUACUGACCCUCAUCACUUCUCCUCUCAUAACCAGCUUACAACGAUGGCCUCGGCUAGUCAAGGGCACUUUGAUGCUUAUGAGGCACUGGAUCUUACAGAAUUUGCCAAAAAACAGCCUUGGUGGCGCAAGCUUUUCGGGCAGGAGAGUCGGUCUUCAGGUGAGAAGUACAGCGUGGCAACCCAGCUCCUUAUUGGAAGCGUCACUGGCUGGUGCACUGGCUUCAUAUUCCAGAAAGUUGGCAAGCUGGCUGCUACAGCAGUGGGAGGGGGCUUUUUUCUCCUCCAGCUUGCAAACCAUACUGGCUACAUCAAAGUUGACUGGAGUCGAGUAGAGAAGGACAUGAAAAAAGCCAAGGAGCAGCUGACGAUUCGGAAGAGCACCCAAAUACCAACUGAAGUCAAGAGCAAAGCUGAGGAGGUGGUGUGCUUUGUAAAGAAGAAUGUUUUAGUAACUGGAGGAUUUUUUGGAGGCUUUCUGCUCGGUAUGGCAUCCUAAGGGGUAUUGCUUCACUUCCACUGUCCACCAGCCUCAACACUCCAUCGUAGGAAAAUCCUGACUCUUCCUCCUCUUCAGGCCCUCCUCUCUGUUGUAAAUUCGAACCGCUUCCAUAGGCAUCUUGCCCAUGCAAAUUUACACAGGCUCUCCCAUGGGCUUGACAAGCAAAGGGGGAAGCUUGCUUCCCAUCCGGAGGCCAACAAGAAUGGUCCUUUUCCUGUGUGUAAAAUCUGCCCUAAAACAUCUUUAAGAUCUGUCCCUAACAGUUGAGCUGGAAGAGCGACGCACAAUUACCUUACUAUGCUCUUCAUGGAAAGGAACUGAAUAUAUCUGACUUUGAGCACGGGAAGAAAGAAAACACAGUUUUGCAAGUACCAUGCACUAGCCAGCUAUUUUAGGGGGACAGUCUCCUUACAGAAUUUUACAAGAAUAGGUUACAAGAACCUAUCUAGUUUGGUUUCCUGCAUCAGGGUCUCGUCUUCUUCAAUCAAAUAUCAUCUGGGUGAACUUUUCAUCUAGAAGCUUCAGUGGAGAAGAAUCUGCUUUCGGGCUCUUAGGUUUGGGGUACAAUUUAUAGACUUGCAACUACAGGAUUUGUUCAUAUUUGGUCCUCUGUCAGCAGAGGACAAGCUCAGCUCUGGGAGGCUAUCCACAGUUCUUCAUCCUGACUUUGCUCUCCAUACAAGUCAAAAAAACGGCAGACUUCUUUUCUUCAUGGCCAGUUGGAGAGACAGAGAGAGAGAGUAAACCCUGAGAGUCUAACACCUCUGCAGAAAGGGCAAGUGUGUGGGUGCAAUCAACGUUUCCAUUUUCUGUUGAUUAGAAAGAAAAACCAUGGGUCCAGCCCAAACUCAACACUGUGAGCGCCAGAAAACAAUGAUCUUAAAGAACAACCUUGGAAACUGUAUGCUACAUGAGAAGAAGAAACUAACUGUACUUCUCAGCCUUUGAGUAUAGGUUUAUACCUUUAAUACCAGGAUUAAAUCUUCAUAUUUCCACCAGCAGGGAAAAGAACCAACACAAAUUCAAAAUAACAAAAAAAACAAAAAACAAAAAACUAAAACCAUAGACUCCAUAGACCUGAGGAACCACUUGUUUAUAUGGCUCGUUGCAGUUUGUUUAAAUCAUGUUUAUAUUCUUUGAUUCACUUAAAAAUAAGUGUUACUUAAAAAUAGCACUCACCUGCAGGUAAAUUUGUCAAUUAGUACUUUGUACUUCAGUUAUUAAAGAAAUGGUAAAUGGAAA
Mastomys coucha (southern multimammate mouse) is the source of this 1904-nucleotide messenger RNA. Its product is annotated as FUN14 domain-containing protein 2-like. NCBI's taxonomy places the organism in Eukaryota, Metazoa, Chordata, Mammalia, Rodentia, Muridae. Gene Ontology annotation, biological process: autophagy of mitochondrion. The transcript has 2 exons. The record is from RefSeq and is a predicted model, not a curated record. The coding region runs from base 108 to 659 and encodes 183 amino acids. Gene Ontology annotation, cellular component: mitochondrial outer membrane.